AGGAAGUUGGGUUGGGUGGUUGCCAUGCGGAAGUAGGUCAGGUAAAGAGGGCGGAAGAGGCAGCGGACACUAGUCAUGGCCUCUGUCCCCUGUGCGCUGGUUACCAGCUGCGCGGCCGGAUUCGUAGAAGAAUCGCUCGUUACACAGAUCAUUGGGACAGCGCAGCUUCCUGCACCUGUACAGGAAGUGGAGGGAGUGAGACAGUACCCAUGGAGGAUAGACAACAAGUAUUACUCAGCCACUGUGAAUGUUUGCGUUGUGCCCAGCACAAGCCAUGUUACUGCUCAGAUGGCAGAGUCCGUACAGGCCUUCAUUGUCUACUUUGACAGCACGGUGAAUUCUGGCCUAGAGAAGGUGUCUCCCUGGCUUCCGCUGCUGGAAGACUGGCUGUUGGACGUUAUGAUCCUGGUGUGUGACCGGGCAUCUGAUAAUGGUGUGAGCCGACAAACUGCACAGGAGUGGUGUAUCCAACAUGGGUUUGAGUUGGUCGAGUUGAACCCUGAGGAGCUGCCAGAUGAAGAUGAUGAUUUCCCAGAAUCCACUGGUGUCACCCGUAUAAUUCAAGCUCUAAAUGCCAAUGUGUGGUCAAAUGUGGAAAUGAAAAGUGAACCAUCCUUUGGGAUCUUCAGCUCAUUGACAACCAUGAACCACAGCCCAGAAAGCAGCGGAGAUCCACAGGAUAACGUCUCCGUGUCCAGUGGGGAAUCUUCAGCACAGGAUGCAGAACAUGGACGAGUUGGUGGCUCUGGCAGCCACUGUGGUUCCCAAGUGGAUACUAUUGUAGACCCGAUGCUAGACCUGGAUAUCCGGGAGCUAGCCAGCCUAACUUCAGGAGAAGGAGACCUGGAGAAUUAUGGCCGACUUUUCUCCAAACUUCAGGAAAUGAAAGAUAAAGCUGCCACAUUGCCACAUGAGCAAAGAAAGUUGCAUGCAGAAAAGGUUGCCAAAGCUUUCUGGAUGGCCAUUGGAGGAGAUCGUGACGAAAUUGAAGGCGUUUCUUCUGAUGAGGAGAAGUGAUGGGUGUGCAGUGCAGGGGGACAGCCAACGCCGCCUCCACUUGUAUUACAGUGCUGCUUCCCCAUGUCCUCUGCCUACAACUUCUUCAUAGGGAACCUGAUAGCGCAGAUGCCUCUAGAGCUCUAUGUAUGUUUGUCAGUGAUAUUACUUGUGUAUUUAUUAGAAAGCAACAGAUCUAAAUAAACUAUUUUAUAUUAAUUUCAACAUCCA
Molecule: messenger RNA, 1227 nt
Organism: Pseudophryne corroboree (corroboree frog)
Lineage: Eukaryota; Metazoa; Chordata; Amphibia; Anura; Myobatrachidae
Gene: AAGAB
Product: alpha and gamma adaptin binding protein
Exons: 10
Coding region: 76-1017 (313 amino acids)
Source: RefSeq, a predicted model, not a curated record